Nannizzia gypsea CBS 118893 is the source of this 894-nucleotide messenger RNA. RefSeq names its product vacuolar protein sorting protein 62. The transcript has 5 exons. The record is from RefSeq and is a predicted model, not a curated record. Bases 1 to 894 code for a protein of 297 amino acids. NCBI's taxonomy places the organism in Eukaryota, Fungi, Ascomycota, Eurotiomycetes, Onygenales, Arthrodermataceae.
AUGGGUAAAUGUGGCUCGUCGCAUUGCGCUUGGCCCGCGCUGGCAGCGUUGAUACUCGGCCUGGGGAUAGGGAACAUCUCGGCUGCGUCGGUCUAUAUCGCUGCAGAGCAAUGUCUUGCUCCCGCGCCCGCUGCCGCAGUGCCGGACUAUGUUAUUAAAUAUGAUCCGUACCAGCCGUCAGAUAUCGGAGCGCAGCUGAAGAACGCUGUUCCGAUGAUAAACCAUGUUGCCAUCCCCAAUGCCCCGACCGACAUCACGCUCGACAACCUUGACCAGCUUAACAAAUUGGGCGGAGACAAGGUGUGUCUCACGUCGAAGGAGGGCAUCCAGGCUCUCCCGGCUUGGUUUAGAGGUGUCAAGCCAAACAAGGACGGCAAAACCGAGGGUGCCGUUUCGUCUGUCAUAGUGGUCCGGGAACACGGAGACGAGGGCAAGACCGUUGAUGCAUUUUACUUCUACUUUUAUGCGUACAACCAGGGCAACACAGUGCUGGGCAUUGAAUUCGGCGAUCAUGUUGGUGACUGGGAACACAAUAUGAUCCGCUUCCGCAACGGCAAGCCUGAGGCCGUCUGGUACAGCCAGCACGCCGCCGGCCAGGCAUUCCAAUACAGCGCAACAGAUAAGCGUGGAGGCCGUUGGGGCGACGAGCAGCUGCCAGACAACACUCCCGGCCAGGUCGAGCUGUUCGGCCAGCGCAAGUACACGACGGGACCUAAUGGGCCGAUGUUCAAGGAGCUCGUGAGAGAUAAGAUAUGUCCAAGUGGCGUGAAGCUGUGCCUCGUCCUGCCGUGGGUGACUGCUGUGAAUGAGGAGGAGAGGAAGCAAGUACUGGCCGAUCUGGUCAAAGAGGAGCUCGAGCGCGAGAGCAAGAAGCAUCCAAACCCCCUCAAGUGA